Molecule: messenger RNA, 2160 nt
Organism: Arxiozyma heterogenica
Lineage: Eukaryota; Fungi; Ascomycota; Saccharomycetes; Saccharomycetales; Saccharomycetaceae
Gene: IRC3
Product: double-stranded DNA-dependent ATPase
Exons: 1
Coding region: 1-2160 (719 amino acids)
Molecular function (GO): ATP binding; DNA binding; hydrolase activity
Source: RefSeq, a predicted model, not a curated record
AUGCUUCAAAGAUUUGGAUCUUUAUUUAAAAAACCAAGCUUUUUAGAUAUUAAAUGGUUCAUUCAGUGUAAAACAUUUCAACACCUAAGUUUAAAUAAAGUAAAAUGCUACAAUGAAUCAAAUAGAAAUACUUUGAAUUUCCGAUUAAGAGAUUAUCAAAGAGAAGCAGUUAAUACGUGUGUAAAAUAUGUAACGUCAGGACAUGUAAAACGAAUUGGUGUCUCAUUAGCUACAGGUGGUGGAAAAACUGUUAUAUUCUCUCAUCUAAUUGACAAAUUGAAUCAAAUGAAGUUGAAACAAAAAUCAAAUGACCAAACUUUUAGACGUUUCAAGACCUUAAUACUUGUACAUAGAAGGGAACUAGCAUUUCAAGCUCUGAAUACAAUUAGACAUUUUAAUCCAACAACUAAUGUUCAGUUAGAAAUGUCCCAACAUCAUGCUAACGUAGGAGAGGCAGAUACAAUUAUUGCAUCUGUACUAUCUCUCGUACAAAGGUUAGACAAAUAUGAUCCAAAUAAUAUUGAUUUAAUUAUUGUAGAUGAAGCACAUCAUAUUGUGGCAGACACAUAUAUGAAGAUUCUUAAACAUUUCCAUGCAGCUAAUGAAAAAUCAAGGAUUCCAGUUAUUGGAUUUAGUGCUACUUUUGAAAGAGCAGAUAAAAAAGCACUCUCUCAAGCAUUAGACGAAAUUGUUUAUCAUAAAGGUGUUAUGGAAAUGAUUGACGAAAAAUGGCUUUGUGAAGGAAGAUUCACUAAUGUCAAAAUAUCUAUUAACCUAGAUAAUGUUAAAAAAAACAACUCUGAUUUUGUUCUAAAAAGUCUUUCUUCUGUAGUUAACACGCCUGAGACAAACGACAUAAUUAUCGAGACCUAUCUACGUAUGAGAUUACAACAUAAUAUUAAAUCAACAUUGGUAUUUGGUGUAGAUAAAAAUCAUGUUAAGACAUUAAAUAAAGUUUUUUUACAAAGGGGAGUAAAAUCUGAUUAUAUUACAUCUGAUACCAAAUCGCUAGACCGAGAUAAUAUUAUGAAAGCUUUUAAAAAUGGUGAAUGUGAAGUACUAAUAAAUUGUGGUAUCCUCACAGAGGGGACUGAUAUUCCGAAUAUUGAUUGUAUUCUAUUGUGCCGUCCCACUUGUUCUCGACCAUUAUUAAUUCAGAUGAUUGGAAGAGGGCUAAGGUUACAUAAGGGAAAAAAACACUGUCAUAUAGUAGACUUUGUUAAUGCAUCCAAUGUCGGAGUAAUAUCUAUUCCAACUUUAUUUGGAAUAACUGAAGCAAAUGUUCCAAUCAAUGAUAUGACUAUCAGUCAGAUGGAAAGUUUGAAGAAAUCUAUCGAGGCGAGAAAAAUAGAAGCAAAAAGAUGUCAAGAAGCUGAACAAGCAGCUAAGCAAUUGGAGGAAAUGAAAAAGGAAGAUCUCAAACAAAUAACUCUAUUAAAAGAAUAUCAAAAAUACAUUAAAUCUGCUAAUGUGACUUUAUUAUCUUAUGAUUCUUUUAAAGAUUAUUAUCUUGGAAAACAUAAAAAUAUUUUUGACAAAAUUUUAAGAAAAAAUCAUAAAUCUGGGUUUAAUUUUGAACAAGAAUCACAGUUUUUCGAGAAAUGUAAGUAUCAAUGGACUCAAAUUAAUUCAGAUAGUUGGGCUUUGCCUUUACAACAUAGAUAUUUACGGAUAGAUAGAACCAAAAAUCCACAGCAUUAUAUUUUGAAAAUAUACACUAAGAUACCUUCUGGCGUCAAUAAUGACAUAAGUAAAUGGUUUAGUAAAGGUAAACCAUUCAUAAGUAAUUUACCUACUAUUUUAAAAGAAGUUGAGGAAAUUGUUACGAGUGUGCAGAGACAACAUAGUAGAUUUGACACAAGAUUUAAAAGAAGAAUUCCAUACAUCGACUAUUCCAAAAAUUCUAGAUGGAGAAGACAGCCAGCGACCUCAAAACAACUCACAUAUCUUAGGAAAAAGUUUAAUGAAGUUUACAGAAAACACAAAUCUGAGUUUCCUCAAUUAGAUCAAUCUUUGAUAGACUCAUACCUAAAGAAGCUAUUAAGAGGAGCUGCAGCUGAUCUUACCUUUGCUACAACUAUUGCUCCUAUAUACCCAGUAAAAUCGUUAUUAAAAUUGAUAAAUUUUGGUACUACCAUGAAAACAGACCAAUUUACUUAG